Molecule: messenger RNA, 546 nt
Organism: Seriola dumerili (greater amberjack)
Lineage: Eukaryota; Metazoa; Chordata; Actinopteri; Carangiformes; Carangidae
Product: mucin-7-like
Exons: 4
Source: RefSeq, a predicted model, not a curated record
CCCUCCCUACCGGCUCUGCACCUGUCCUCCCAACUCCCACCGGCCUUCCAGCUCUCACGCCCGCUGCAACUGCUUGUCCCUUUUCUUCACCGCCCAUUACCCUUGCCCCACCUCAACAACAGCUGGCUUUCAAUUUGCUGACCAAGAAGUCCUCAACCACCAGCUCAGCCUCUGUCCCUCCUCUCCCCACCACCCUCACAACCACUUUCUCUGCUGCUACAGCUGCUGCUGGGUCACAAACCAUCACCCCAGCCGCACCUGAGCAACAGCCUAUUUUGUAUGAGCGCGACACCACGUCCUCUGGCCCAAGAGCUGUCAUCCCCAGCACAGCCUCCGCCCCUCCCUACAUCACCAUCCUACCAGCUACUCUCGCCACUCAAACUGCUGGUCCCUCUGGGGAACCUGCCAUGACCCCAGCAGCACCUGAGCAACAGCUGGCUGUCGAUGAGCGCGGUAUCCCAGGGAUGGACCGAGUGGACGGCCUGGCAGAGUACUUGGUGGGGCUGAGGAGUAAAACUGGCCAAACACUGAGCAACCAACAGGCCA